Molecule: messenger RNA, 2566 nt
Organism: Botrytis cinerea B05.10
Lineage: Eukaryota; Fungi; Ascomycota; Leotiomycetes; Helotiales; Sclerotiniaceae
Exons: 1
Coding region: 171-2483 (770 amino acids)
Source: RefSeq, a predicted model, not a curated record
GUUCUUAAACCUUCAGAUCUAAGAAAGUCCAAAAUUUGAUCCUUCUAAUUUUCAUUCAAUCAACAUCACGCAACUUAACACUAUUAAAAUUUCCAACUGAAGUAACGAGCCGGUUUAGAUUCUCAUAAAACUCAGCUUUUGUCAACAAGAGAUCUAUCUUUCUCUCCAAUAUGCCCGAACAACUCGGAAAAAAGACACCCCCUCGACCAUCGCAAAAAUUUAAACAGUUCUCAAGCCGGCUUUCACAUUCUCUAUACCUACUACACUGUGAGGCGAAUACGGUUCCUUCUCGGAGUCGCUUUCUUGACCAAAGAAAAGGUCUACUAGCCAAAGCCAAGGAAGCUCACGGUAGCAAAACUAAAAGAAGACCAGCUUUUAGAAGAAAACUCCAAAGUGGAGUUAUACUAUGCCCAAUCCGUCUGGCAAAUAAUAAAAGUUUGCUAUUAACAGCCAAUCGACCAACCGAGACUCGAACAAAAGCUCCCGUGAUCAUAAACUUAGUGUCAGAAGAUGAGGGUAUAGAAAAUGAGGAAACAGAGAGCGAGGAUUACGAAAGUGGAAAUGAGAAUAGGAGCGAAGAUGAUACUGAAGAAGAUGAUGAAAGCGCCAUGCCAGUUUCAAAAGACGCACAGAAGACCUGGGUAGUUAAAAAUGUCGCAGGAAAUUCGAGUAAGACACAUACGCAUAAACGUAGUAGCAAAGUUGUAGAUGGUGAAGCAAAAGAAGAAUGUUGCUGUGUUUCAUUUAGGAAACGCACAGCAAAAUUCAAGAGUUUGCCGCUCAACAAGGGCAUCCCUGAAGGGUUCACAGGCAGUACCACUGCUUUCAGAGACGAAAAAGAUCAAUACAGUGAAUAUAACCAAGGUAGUGAAGACAGCGAAGAAUAUGACGAGGGCGACGAGAGCGAUGAAGAAAUAGGUACUCAUUUUUUGCCUUCAACAUAUACAGGGAACUCAUUGAAUCUUCCGAUCGCUAAGGGCACGGUCUCUGGACCCAGGCGUGACAAAGGGCUUGCGUUGGCACUUCAUCGGCUAGAAGAACGCGCUGUUUUUACUUCACAAAAUUCGAAACAAACACCACAUAUCACAACUUAUCAUGGUAAUGUGACCCAGGUAGAUCAGAGAUCUAUUCGCGGAAAAAAGCUUAUGCCAGAGAAUCAGAAGGAAAACGGAAAGUUUAUCUCAUCGGAAAUUUCAACACUCAAGAUAAAGGGCCUCUCACGCGGCAGAGGCAUGACGAAUCUGGGAGUCAAGCGCGGAAGAAACGGCAUGCGGAAAAUACAAAGAGAUGAGGGAGACAUUGGAACCGAAGAAGAGAAUAAAGAAGAGUCUACAGUCCUUCCUGCACAUUCAGAUUCAAUUCCUCCGAAGAACAUGUCAUCAGCAAAGGCUAGCAAGGCUCUAGAGAACAAACAAAAGUUGAACGCUGUGUCAAGAACUACAAAAAAACAGGAGAAUAAGGUACAACCAAAGUCAUUUUCCACUCCAUCUCCGCUCUUACCAGAUGGAUCAGUAUCGAAGCGUCAAAAGACAGCGGCGGUCAAGUCGCAGAACAAAGUGAAUAAGGAUAUCGACGGAGCGCUACAGGUUGGGUACAUGUAUCGACCCAUUCCAGAGAGAGUUAUAAAUCAUAGCUCGCCCAGGGAAACUUCCAAAGCCAUAUCAGCAAAGUGUUUCGCCGAUCUUCCAGGCUUGGUAAUUCGUCAAAUCGUAGAUACCCUUUGUGAACAGGAUGAUGGAAAGCUCAUUUCUUCAAUAUGCUUCGGACUCACCUGUAAGCUUCAUUGGGCUUUUUUUAAGGCCCGGUGGUAUCCGCCUGGUUGUGAUGCAAUCUACGAAGGCUAUCUACCAAAAGAAGACCAAGCACUUCUCGCACCUUUGCUUCAGAAUUGGGUUCCAGAAAGUUAUCGAAAGAUGUUAGGGAAUGGUGGUAAAGGUGGUCCAAGCUUGACUCCCAUGUUCUUGUCGAAGAUUCAAUACGGGGAGGGGUAUACGAGAGAAGAGGAACGAUUAGAGAAAAGAUACGUAGCCUCUCUCUCCAUUCUUGAUGCUACGAAUCUAGAUGGUAUGCAGCUAAAGUCCAGCCGUGGCUUACAUGCUAUGAUAGAUAACACGAUUGAUUUGCCAAGCCCGCAUGGAAUGGGUCAUUCUUGGUACGAUGCUAGUGCCUCUGAAUACUUAUUCCUGGUUGAGGAAUGGGAGUAUUCAACACUCAAUGGUGAUGGUCCUGGAUUCAAAACCAUUUGUGAGUCGUGGCAUACUUUUCAAAAUACUUGUUUGUGGGAAUGGGUCAACGGGAAGGAUUUCAAUCAGUUUCAGGAAGAUUGGAUGGAUGACGAGGGGAUGAAAGGAAGGCAAGAGGUCAAGCAGACUUUGCUCGCGUUUGACGAGAAGGUGAAACAGUUUGAGAGUAUUAAUCGUGAUUUGGAAGAUACGAUUGUCGCUGGUACUAUUGAUGAAAUGGUAACGGAGGAUACUAUCUAGGUAUUAUGAAAGCCGCAUUAGACAAGUCAGUUUGAUACACGGAUAAGCUUUUAAUUAAGCUUCAAUAUUAUGUCAUCUUUCUA